Argentina anserina (silverweed cinquefoil) is the source of this 2364-nucleotide messenger RNA. RefSeq lists its product as uncharacterized. Bases 43 to 2361 code for a protein of 772 amino acids. The transcript has 13 exons. NCBI's taxonomy places the organism in Eukaryota, Viridiplantae, Streptophyta, Magnoliopsida, Rosales, Rosaceae. Gene Ontology annotation, molecular function: ATP binding; protein kinase activity. Gene Ontology annotation, cellular component: chloroplast. The record is from RefSeq and is a predicted model, not a curated record. Gene Ontology annotation, biological process: protein phosphorylation.
AAAUUAAUCAAGGAAGGGAAGGGAAAGGUAAUUAGGGAGUUGAUGGAAGCAGCGCCCCAGCUCGUUUCCAGUGGAAUCGAGUCUCUCCGGCGCACUUCAUUCCCUGCCACCACCAGUCGAGUCGGCCUUCCUAAACCCAAACGAUUUCACCGGGUUCUUGCCGUCGCCACCGAGCCCAAGCCCAAGCCCAAAUCUCCCUCGCCUUCCAAACCUAUCAAUGGAGCUUCCACGAGAAUGGGAGAUGUUUCCAAGGAGAUCAAAAGGGUGCGGGCGCAGAUGGAAGAAAACGAAGACCUGGCGAUACUCAUGAAAGGUCUCCGCGGACAGAAUUUGAAGGACUCUCAGUUUGCCGAGGAUGACGUCCAGCUUCGUCUUGUUGAGACAGAUGAAAGCAGUGAAUUGCUGCCUCUGGUAUAUGAUCCUGAUAGCAUCUCUGCUUAUUGGGGAAAGCGCCCUCGUGCUGUUGUCACUCGUGUAAUCCAACUACUCUCUGUAACCGGGGGUUUCCUCUCCCGCCUUGCCGGUGAUUUCAUUAACAAGAAACUCAAAGAGAAUGAAGUCGCUAGGGCCAUUGAAAUAAGAGAAAUUGUCACCUCUCUGGGUCCUGCAUAUAUCAAACUUGGGCAAGCAUUGAGCAUUCGACCUGAUAUACUGUCACCCGCUGCUAUGGUUGAGCUGCAAAAGCUUUGUGAUAAGGUUCCUUCAUUUCCAGAUGAUAUAGCUAUGGCUUUCAUUGAGGAGGAGCUUGGUCAGCCAUGGCAAAACAUCUACUCUGAGCUCUCUCCGUCUCCAAUUGCUGCUGCAUCUCUCGGGCAAGUGUAUAAGGGCCGGCUAAAAGAAAACGGAGAUCUCGUGGCUGUUAAAGUGCAGAGGCCUUAUGUUCUUGAAACAGUAACUGUUGAUUUGUUUGUCAUACGGAACUUGGGUUUGUUUCUCCGGAAGUUCCCUCAGGUGUCUAUAGAUGUGGUUGGAUUGGUUGAUGAAUGGGCAGCUCGUUUCUUUGAAGAGUUAGAUUAUGUUAAUGAGGGUGAGAAUGGACUACUCUUUGCUGAAAUGAUGAGAAAAGACCUUCCACAGGUGGUGGUACCAAAAACGUACCCAAAAUAUACAUCAAGAAAGGUUCUUACUACAUCAUGGAUAGAAGGUGAGAAGUUAUCACAGAGUACCGAAAGUGAUGUUGGAGAACUGGUAAAUGUUGGAGUCAUAUGCUACCUGAAGCAGUUGCUUGACACUGGAAUGUUUCAUGCUGAUCCUCAUCCUGGGAAUAUGAUACGAACUCCAGAUGGCAAGCUUGCCAUACUUGAUUUUGGUCUGGUAACCAAGUUAACUGAUGAUCAGAAGUAUGGGAUGAUUGAGGCCAUUGCCCACCUUAUUCAUCGUGAUUAUGGAGCCAUAGUCAAAGACUUUGUCAAGCUUGGUUUUAUUGACGAGGGAGUUAAUUUAGAACCUAUUUUGCCUGUUCUGGCCAAGGUUUUUGAUCAGGCUCUUGAAGGUGGAGGAGCAAAAAAUAUCAACUUCCAGGACUUGGCAGCAGAUUUGGCACAAAUUACAUUUGACUAUCCUUUUAAGAUACCGCCUUAUUUCGCUCUUAUAAUUAGAGCAAUUGGGGUCCUGGAAGGCAUAGCUUUAGUGGGAAAUCCUGAUUUUGCUAUUGUGGAUGAGGCCUAUCCAUAUAUUGCCCAGAGGCUCCUGACAGAUGAAUCCCCGCGGUUGAGGAAUGCUUUACGGUACACAAUUUAUGGGAAAUCAGGCGUGUUUGAUGCCGAGAGAUUUAUUGAUGUCAUGCAAGCCUUUGAGAGUUUCAUAACUGCUGCUAAGAGUGGAGGUGGAGAGGAUAUGAAUGGUGAUAUGGCUGAACUUGGACUUUUGCAAAGUCAAACAGAGUAUACCCUUCCUGGAUUUGCAUCAAAUGUGCAACCAGUUCAAACAAGGGCGGCUUUAGCAUUUGUACUAUCUGAUAAGGGAAACUUUUUCAGAGAAUUUCUCCUGGAUGAGAUUGUGAAAGGCAUUGAUGCAGUUACAAGAGAACAAUUGGUUCGUGCAAUGGCACUUCUUGGAUUUGGAAAUGCUCUCCCAGUUUUCAGCAUGGUUCCUAGUUUUGGGCCAUUCAAGCCCGCUGGACUUCUACCAACAAUAACUGAGGAGGAUAGAGUUAUAUUGAACAAUGUUCAAACAGUAGUCGAGUUCCUGGCUGCAGGAAGUUCAAUAUCAAGAACGUCCAAUCAGGAAUUGAAUGUGGCUCGGGUUAUCCAAGAGUUUCUUCCUGUUUUGCCGAAUAUCUCUUCCACAGUGCUUCCUGAAGUGCUCAACCGGUUAUCUUCACGGGUAAUGGCACGUGUGAUUAGAGAUACAAUUUUGUAAUAA